Messenger RNA from Spea bombifrons (plains spadefoot toad), 2324 nucleotides. It is a transcript of the gene SLC22A3, whose product is annotated as solute carrier family 22 member 3. The transcript has 11 exons. The coding region runs from base 374 to 2023 and encodes 549 amino acids. Gene Ontology annotation, molecular function: transmembrane transporter activity. The record is from RefSeq and is a predicted model, not a curated record. Gene Ontology annotation, cellular component: membrane. Gene Ontology annotation, biological process: transmembrane transport. NCBI's taxonomy places the organism in Eukaryota, Metazoa, Chordata, Amphibia, Anura, Pelobatidae.
UAAGCUCUUCUUAGCUGGGAGUCAGACACACGGAUAUAUUCGGCUUUGGACUACUGCAACACCUUUCAUUAACUUCAAAAACUUUACUCCAUGACAAGUCAUAGAUUAAGGACUGCUUAAGUUAAGUGAGAGAACAAAAGAAACAAAUUCCUCCUUUCUAUAUUCUCCAAGAAGUUUUCAGGAAAGUUUGGCUUUUUUUUAACAUCUUUUAUAGCACCUGUCUAAGAUCCCACCAGUGCUGUUUCAGCUCAGUUUCAAAAUAACACUAAAUUUACAGCUCGCCACCAUUUUACCAACUCUAAGCACUCUACUUGAAGUACUAUUUUUGAAGGAAUUGGGCAUCUAAGCAAAUUCCAGCUUGUCGUUGGAGACCAUGCCAACCUUUGAUGAAGUGUUGAAGGAAGCUGGUGAGUUUGGACGCUACCAGAAGAGAGUGUUUGUUUUACUAUGCCUGACGGGAGUAACAUUUGCCUUCUCAUUUGUGGGGAUAGUAUUUCUUGGACAAAUACCGGAAAGCUAUUGGUGCAGAAAUCCAGAGGUGGAAGAAAUAAGCAAGGGAUGUGACUGGAGUCCACAUGAAGAAAGGAACUUUACUGUACCUUGGAGGCAUGCAGAAAGAACCGACCAAAGCCAAUGUCACAUGUACGAUGUCAAAUGGAAUAUCACCACCGUAUCUGUAAGCUGUACUGAUCCACUGUCCUCUUUCAACAACCACAGCCUUGGCCAGUUGCCUCUCAAACCAUGCCAGGAUGGAUGGGUGUAUGAAGAGUACCGAUCCACCAUAAUAAGUCAGUACAAUCUCGUCUGCUCUGAUGCCUGGAAACUUGACCUGACGCAAGCCUCUCUCAACCUGGGAUUUUUGAUGGGAGCUCUAACUUUAGGUUAUACUGCAGACAGAUAUGGAAGAAAAAUCACGUAUCUAAUAUCAGCUUUCGGAGUUGGACUAUGUGGAAUUGUUGUAGCAUUUGCACCAAACUUUUAUAUUUUGGUGUUUUUUCGUUUCCUUCAAGGGAUCUUUGGGAAGGGAACCUGGAUGACUUGUUACGUUAUUGUGACUGAGUUGGUGGGAUCAAAGCAGCGGCGUAUUGUUGGUAUUGUAGUUCAGAUGUUUUUCACACUUGGAGUAAUGAUCAUUCCUGGAAUUGCUUAUUUUAUUUCAACAUGGCAGGGAAUCCAAUUGGCCAUUUCACUGCCAAACUUCCUCUUCUUGUUCUAUUACUGGCUGAUCCCCGAAUCCCCACGCUGGUUGUUAAUACGGCAAAAGAAAGAGAAGGCUAUGAAAAUCAUGAGUGACAUUGCUAGAAACAAUGGGACAUACCUGACUCCCAACUACUGUCAGAUAACACUUCAUGACGAAGAAGUUGCCAAUCCUGCGUGUAUGGAUCUUGUCAGAACUCCACAGAUGAGAAAAUGUACCAUCAUCCUCAUGUAUGCAUGGUUUACAAGUGCAGUUAUCUAUCAGGGUCUGGUUAUGCGCCUGGGAAUUGUGUCUGGAAGUCUAUAUACAGAUUUCUUCAUCUCUGCAGUGGUGGAGUUACCAGCGGCUGUUAUUAUUUUACUGUCCAUUGAUCGCAUUGGACGGCGACUUCCAUUUGCUUUGAGCAAUGCUGGUGCUGGAAUAGCGUGUUUAAUAACUGCUUUUAUUUCAAAAGACAUGUUAUGGCUAAAAAUAACUUUAGCUACCCUUGGACGGUUGGGCAUCACUAUGGCAUUCGAAAUUGUAUAUUUUGUAAAUACAGAAUUGUAUCCAACAUCAUUAAGAAACUUUGGUGUGUCCUUGUGUUCAGGCAUGUGUGAUUUAGGGGGAAUCAUCGCCCCUUUCCUGCUUUUCCGCUUGGCUGCAUUAUGGGAAGACUUACCACUUAUCAUCUUUGCAAUACUUGGACUUGUUUGUGGAGGUCUAGUGAUGCUUUUGCCAGAAACAAUGGGGAUUUCAUUACCAGAAACAGUUGAAGAUGUUGAGAAUCUUGCAAGGCAAAAGAGAAGUACAAAGAAAGAAAAGGAUACACCUGCUUUUACGUGACACUUUCAUAAUCGUAUAACUUGUGACCUCAUGAAUGGUGAAUUUAUUUUCCCUCAGAUACCUGCAAUGCCAUAUAAUCAUAUUUUUUUUUAAUAUUUCUGUAAAUGUAUUACUAAAUAACUCCAAAACAAUUUUAAAUGCUUGAAAGCAAGAGGGAUGAGAAUUGUGUUGGAGCACCAUCUAGUGUGUGACAGAUGUAUUAUUUCAUGUAUUUUUAUACAUUAAGUUUUUUUUUUUUAGCAAAUUGGUUCCACUUUCCCAAAACAGUUACAAAAGAUAAAGACUUCAUUCUCACACUUUA